This is a messenger RNA of Spirodela intermedia, 1191 nucleotides long. The record is from the annotation of a GenBank genome assembly. Lineage: Eukaryota; Viridiplantae; Streptophyta; Magnoliopsida; Alismatales; Araceae.
AUGAAGAGAGAUAUAAAGGCAUAUAUUAACAAUUGCCCUACUUGCUUGCAGUGUAAAUCUUCUUCACUAUCACCAGCUGAACUUGUACAACCAUUACCUAUACCUACCCAAAUAUGGGAAGACCUCUCAAUAGAUUUCAUUGAAGACUUGCCCAAAUCAUAUGAGUCAAAUGCCAUAUUAAUAGUAGUGGAUAGAUUAAGCAAGUAUAGUCAUUUUAUUGUCCUGCAUCAUCUAUUCUCAAUCAAGGAGGUUGCUCAAUUAUUCAUCAAGGAAAUUGUAAGACUCCAUGGAUUUCCAAAGACAGUGGUCUUGGACAGGGGACGAAUAUUCUCAAGUAUAUUUUGGCGUGAGCUACACACACUACAAGGUGACUGAACUCAAACUCGACUCUUCUUACCACCCUCAAACAUAUGGACAGACUGAAGUAGUCAAUAGAUGCUUAGAAAAUUACUUGAGAUGUGUGGUAUUUGAUAAGCUAAAAUAACGAAAAUUAAGGCUUCAUUGGGCAGAAUAUAGUUACAAUACUUCAUAUCAUUAUUCUAUUAAAAUGACUCCUUUUCAAGUGGUAUAUGGCAGGGACCCCCCAAAACUUAUCAAAUAUGAGAUAUCUCCUUCACCCCUUGAUGUUACCGAACAACUACUCUCAAAACGAGAUCCUACCAUCAAGAUUCUGAAAUUCAAUUUGCAAAAGGCACAAGUGAGGAUGAAGUUUAAUACAGACAAGCAUUAUAGAGAAGUUGAAUUAGAGGUGGGUCAUUUGGUAGAUGAGAUCUCUAGCGAAAAAGAAAAACGAGAAGUUAAGCCCUUGUUAUUUUGGUCCAUAUCCUAAUGGAAAGAAUUGAACCAGUGGCAUAUAAACUCCAACUGUUAGACCAUUCGACUAUUCACCCAGUGUUCCAUAUAUUCCAGCUCAAGAAGACACUCAGAACGGACAAAAAAAGCCAGCCAAUUCCCCCGACACUAUCAUAAGAUCAAUAAUGGAUACUAAUUCCAUAUGGAAUAAAAGCUUACAAGUCAACUCCUCAAAGCGCAGAAAUAUUAGUUUCAUGGAAACAUCUUCUAGAGUUUGAAUCGUCAUGGAUGACAAUACCAACAUUCCUUCAGCAAUUCCCUACAUCUCACGCUGUGGACAAGGUGAAACUCAUGGGGGGAAGUAAUGUUACGAAGUCAACUAUCAUCUACACAAGAUGA